CGCCCUCUUUUCAUUCGGCAACAUGGCCGCUGCGAGGAAACACAAACGCGUGGCGGCAUCUCAGCCGGGCUUUUUGCCUUUAAAAUCGGAUCCUAAUAAUGAAGCAAGUGCAAACCUCGGGCGUCGAAAGCGUGUCAACAAAAAUAAGAAAAAGAACUGGAACAAGUACAGCGAUGUACAGGAUGUCGAGGAGUUUUUGGAGGACGUGAGACUCCAGGAAAGAGCUACAGGAGGUCUGAUAGCAGACAAACCAGACGAAAGUCUCUUCUUUGUGGACACAGGAGAGAAGAAGAGCAUCCCAAAGCCAGAAGCCGUUAAGAAGAGUAAACGCUCCAAGCCACUCCGGAUAGAUCUGAUCCUGCAGCCGGAUUCGCAGGUUCCGGCACCUAAAGAUAUCUUGGCGUAUCAGCGUCCCAAUGCCAAGAAGCUGCGCCGCCUGGCCGAGAAGGCCGAGAAGCUGGCUGCCAUGGGUAUGCUGUCACGCCGAGAGAAGCUCCUGCAGCUACGCAAGACAGCAGCAACACACGUUAAAGAGAAACCCCUAAACAGCAAGGAUCCAGGGAGAGGCUUCUACGAUCUGUGGAGUGCAGGCAGCCCUGACCCUGCAGAUCCCUACUACCUCGAGCAGACUAAGAAGAAGCUGGUUAAGAGACCAGAGAAGCUGAAUGAGAAGCCCUCCAUCCUUCCUGCUGUUGAAGUCAUCGCCCCUGGAGGCUCAUACAAUCCUGAUUUCCUUUCUCACCAGACAUUGCUGCUGGAGGCUCAUGAGGCCGAGGUGAAAAAGGUGAAGGCUGAAGAGAAGCUGGAAAGACAGCUGGCAGUAAACAGGAUGGACAUCGCCACUGAGGAGAGCGUCUUUAACGAACAGGUCGAAGGUCUGAUCGAGGAAGACGAGGGGGAGGAAAUGAAAGAAACGGAGCACACAGCGGAGGAUUCCAAAGACGCAGGCGCCGGGCCGACAGCGCAGCCGGAGAAAAAAACGGAGAAACAGAGGAAGAGGGAGAAAGCCGAGAGGAUAAAGGAGCUGCAGAAGAAGGCGGAGAGGAAGAUGCUCAACAGCCGACAGCAGCUCUUCCAGCUGCGUUCCAUCGGUGCAGAUCUGAAGCAGAGGGAGCUGAGGACCAAGACGAGACAGACCAAGCGUAAAGCCAAGCAGGAGGCACAGAAAGCACUGCCUCGCCGUCUGGGCAAGCUAAAGUUCCAGGUUCCGGAUCUGGAAGUGCAGUUAAGUGAUGAACUCGCAGGCUCUCUCCGCACACUGAAGCCAGAGGGCAGCGUACUAAAGGAUCGCUUUAAGAGCUUACAGAAGAGGAACCUGAUAGAACCCAGAGAGAGAGCGAAGUUCAAGAGGAAACACAAGGUGAAAUAUGUAGAAAAGAGGGCUUUCAGAGAAAUCCAGUGAUUACCGACCCGGUUGCAUUGUGUUAUUAUCGCUGCUGGAGUCGUCCAGUCGUGUCGCUCAGUGCUGGCAGAUGCUGUCUGGUUAACCUGCAAUGCGGGCUUGUCUGAUCACAUAAACACCCCCCAGUGUGAUGACAGAACCUUCAGCAUGAACUGAUCAGUGAGAGGUCUCAUUCCUCCCAGGUUCCCAGAAUUUAAAAAUCGACCGUGAUAUUUCUGAAGCGCAAUGUUGUGGAAAUGUACUCUAAAGGAAAGGUUUAAAUCCCCCAGUUCUGCUUUUCACAAAUUCUACAAGUACCAGCUGUGAAAACUGACUUUUGCAGCUUUCAACAUUUUCAGUGAAAGCUGCAGAUUUUCUCCUCCAAAUUUCCAAAUCAAAAUGUCAAUCACAUGGAUGACUACGGAUAAUAAAACUAUAUUUAAUACUGCA
This is a messenger RNA of Pangasianodon hypophthalmus (striped catfish), 1831 nucleotides long. RefSeq names its product NOP53 ribosome biogenesis factor (gene nop53). The coding region runs from base 23 to 1402 and encodes 459 amino acids. The record is from RefSeq and is a predicted model, not a curated record. Lineage: Eukaryota; Metazoa; Chordata; Actinopteri; Siluriformes; Pangasiidae. Gene Ontology annotation, biological process: ribosomal large subunit assembly; rRNA processing. Gene Ontology annotation, molecular function: 5S rRNA binding. Gene Ontology annotation, cellular component: nucleolus. The transcript is spliced from 12 exons.